AUGUCAAUACUCUCCACAACAGUGCAGCUCCAAAGAAGCAAAAUUCUAAGUAAUACUCACAUAAAUCAUCAUCUUGCACAUCCUAAAUCCUGGAAUUCUAAUCCAUUGAAGAGGAGCAUCUCCAUAAAGAAGCCAGAUCAUUGGCCGGUGCCGCAUGGAACCAAGACCUCGUCAGGUCAAGGAGGCCGAGAUUUUGGCAGACCAGAAAGGGUUCAUAGAUUACACUCUGCUAUUAAGAAUCGAAGCAUUAAAGAAUGUUUGGAUUUGGCUGGUGAAGAAUGCCGAGACUACUACAAUUUUCUUCAGACCGUUGAUCCUUUUGAGUUGAGUAAGAAAGCGCUUGGAAUAUUCCAUGCUUUCUUAGUGGCAAACCGGGUACAGUUUGUGAUCAAGCCGACCAGGGAUGAGGGAGUGGAUCUUGGCAUGAAAUGGCGUCUAGAAUGGAAAGAGACUCAUCUGCCAUUAGGACUUGAUCGCAGCCUCCACAUGUCGCAUAUAUAUGAAGGAACGGUGACCAUAAGGUGAGGAAAGGUUAAAUUAAGAUCUUUUUGAUUAUUAUGACAAAAUACGACCACGAUUAUAUACAGCUAAGUUUCUCACUAAUGCUUACUGCAUGAAAAAAAAAAUAGCAGGAAAGCAAAGAAUAUUAUAGAGCCAUUGCUAUACAUGGGAGACCUUGGACCGGUAAACAUCAAGAGUCUAGUUUCUGCUAUGAUCAGUAAAGAUUACAGAAACAUGAUAAAAUCUAAAAAAAUGUGGAGAAAAACCCCUAUAACUCAUGGCAACUGAUGGUGCUUUUUUUUUUUCUUUUUGGUUGCAGAAGCUGGAAAAAAUCUUUUUGCCUAUGAUGGAUAGGAUUGCACCCUCAGGCAUUCUUGAAGGGAAGAGAAGGGUUGCCUCUAUAUACUGCUUGCUUAGUUUUGUAUUCCUAGUUAUAUUUCUUGUCUCAUUGAAGAACGCAUGUGUUUCACAUGAAGAAAAAUAAUGUAUACAUUUACUCAUGACUCCUCUUGGAUGCACGUUGACAUAAACAAGAUUAUUAGAGGGUAGGAUGGCCAUUGGCCAGUCGUGUCCAACGACAUAUGGGUAGGGUCGGAUGCAAUAUAUAUCAAACAUCUA
Messenger RNA from Elaeis guineensis (African oil palm), 1119 nucleotides. The record is from RefSeq and is a predicted model, not a curated record. Lineage: Eukaryota; Viridiplantae; Streptophyta; Magnoliopsida; Arecales; Arecaceae.